Molecule: messenger RNA, 7748 nt
Organism: Helobdella robusta
Lineage: Eukaryota; Metazoa; Annelida; Clitellata; Rhynchobdellida; Glossiphoniidae
Exons: 11
Coding region: 1-6693 (2230 amino acids)
Biological process (GO): exocytosis; intracellular protein transport
Cellular component (GO): exocytic vesicle; plasma membrane
Molecular function (GO): neurexin family protein binding; small GTPase binding
Source: RefSeq, a predicted model, not a curated record
AUGACCUCGACCUGUUCAAAAUCCGGUCAUUCAUUGGUUGAGACUGGGGGGCUUAAUACAAGCCUCGUCCAUUCAUUGGUUGAGGAGGAGGGGCUUAACGAGGUCGAAAGGUUGAAAAUCCUGCAAGUUUUGCAAAGGGAUAGCCAGUUGAAAUUGAAACAAAAUCAACAACUCCAAAACUUAAAAAGCGAAAUAGACGAAUUGCGACAAAACAGCCAAAAAUGGUUUCGCAAGAAACCAUUGGACGGAAGUGGAUGCUGUCAUUUAUGUGGCGCUACAUUCGGAUGGAUAUUUGAUCGAGGCGACGAAUGUCCUGAAUGUUCUAAAAAGUCACCAACAACGAUUGUGACGUCAUCAACUAGCGGCAAAUCAUUAUCCAAAACAUCGCCAACUACAUCAACAACAACACCUAGAGAAGUUAACUUUCCACUGACACCAACACGAUUACUUGACAUCGUGUCAACUCAACAACAUCAAGAAGAGAGACAACAACAACAACAACAACAGCCUAACAACGAAUCAAGCGCCGAAUAUUUUCAAAGGCAAAAGUUAAUUAAACAACAACAGCUAAAACAGCAACAGCUAAAACAACAACAACAGCAGCAGCAGCAACAACAACAAAUGAAAGCAGUUCGAUACGACAGUAGUGAUGAUGACCUUAACACCAUUGAAGAAGUUGAGGAAACUAUUUCGUCAGAGCGACAUCAACAAAACCGUCAUCAACAGCAACAACAACAGCAGCAAAAUAAACAACGACAAAUUCAAGUGCUAAACAACAACAACGUCGAUAUAAUCCAAAUACACAAAGAACACAACCAACAACUGCCACAACAACAACAACAACAAACAUCUACAAAAAUUUCCAAACUAGAUAUUGCCGUGUCAUCUCCAAAUCAAGAAAGACAAAAUGUAACGAAAAUUAAAACCGAAACCAAAACUAGAAUUGAGAAAAACCAGAAAGAACAAUUAUUAAAUUCAUCAACGCCAUCAACAACAACUGACAUAAACAACAACAACAACAAAUCAGAAAAUCAGCAGCCGAAACAACCAGAGCAACAACAACAGCAACAACAAAAAACACUUCAAGAUAGUCAACAAAACGUUCAACGAUCCGACCCCAGAACUACCAAACAAAUGGAUGAAAUGUUCACUUCUUCUACUGAAUCAAUCAUACAACCAGUACGAGCUAAAUUAAGACUGAAGCAUAAUAACGAUGAUUCAACUCCACAACAAUCACAACCACAGCCACAACCACAGCCACAACCACAACUACAACCACAACUACAACCACAACCACAACUACAACCACAACUACAACCACAGCAGAAACGACAGCCCAUUGAAGCAGGCGCCCACCAACCGCCGAUAAUUGUUAAAUCGUCAUUAGUUAAGACGUUGUCAUCAACAUCGUCUUCAACAUCAUCGCCUACUAAUAACCACCAGCGGUCCAUAAUAAAAUUAACUUCAUCUUCAACUUCAUCGCCGGCAGCAAAUCAAAAUCAACCAAUUAUCUUCCAGCAACAACAACAACGACAACAACAGCAAACUAUUCCAAAAUCUGUCAUCGCAAACAAAGGAAACAGCUCAACAAACGUUAAACUCAGCAACAACAACAGCAGCCACAACAACAUCACAGAAGCAACUACAACAACUGCAGCAGCAACAACAAUAGAGUAUCAACGUUCGGAAGAUGAUGCUGCUGUUAAGCCUCAACCAAUCGUCGAUCGACAAUACGAUGAAGAGAGACAUAAGGAAGAUAAAGACGACGAUGAUGAAGAAGAUGGUAAAGAAGACGACGACGAUGAUGAAGAUGACGAUGAAGAGGACGAUGAAGACGAUGAAACUAAUAAUAAGAGUAACGAAUUCAAUUUCUUCUUUGGUGGGGAAAAUGUACUUUUAUACCCUGUAGAGGCAGACGAUAGAAAUGAGGUGGCAUCAACAACAUCAAUAACAUCAAUAACAUCAACAGCAUCAAUGGCCUCAACAACAACAUCAGCGAUAUUAAAAACAUCAACAACAUCAUCAGCGACCAGUAAAAGUCCUGCAACAUCAACAGCCACAUCAUCGCUGACGACAACCUUAAAACUAACCACUUCAAAUGUUGCGAAAACGAAAAACAACGCUGACAUAAUCAGCGAUAAACUUGAAGAAAGUGAAAAACAUGGAAAUAAUAAAACUACGGGAGAAUUUAGCAUAGUAAAAGAUAGAACAACAAAUUUGAAAGAUGAAUCGGAGAUAGAAUCUAAAACUAAAUCUUCACGUUUUGAAAAACUAAACAACGAACCAUCAUUUGUAAGCGCGAACAGCAUUAAAAUCGAAUCAAAUGUUGAGCAUUCUUCAAUUCAAGACCUCAAAACCAAGUCCAACAUUGACAGAAUUGAAGAAAAAACCAAAAAUAUCAAACUGGAAACCACGAAAAAUGUUGAAACAGAUGACGAAAUUUUGAGAAAAUGUCAUGAAGAGGAUUUGAAACUGGAGAAAAAAAUGUUUGACGAGAGUGAAGUUGACGAGAUGGCUUCCAAACUAACUGAUGACAUAUUGGAAGAAAGUGUCUCAGCCUCCGUCGGGAAUAGCAAGGUAGAGGAUAAAAAUAAUUUGAAAAAUGAAGAUGAAGCCGAUGAUGAUUUCGAAGAAGCCUACAAAGCCAAUUAUGACGAAAAAUUUGACGAUGAAAAUGACGACCAGAAUGAUGAUGGUGAAAAGAAAAAGAUAGCUAAACAUGAUGAUGAUAAUGUAGACGAGGAAUACGACGAUGAUGAUGAUGAGCCAGAUCAAGGCGAAUAUUAUCUUGACAGAUUUUCUCAAAAUAUAAGAGGUACUGCAAAAGAAGAUGGUAACGAGCAAGAUGACAAAGAUUCUUCAGAAAUUCAUAAUCGUGAAAAGAUAUCUGAUGAAGUUUCAUUACCAAUUUUAAUGAAAAAAGAAGCUGAUAUAGUUAAGAAUGAUGAUGACAGUAGCGUUAGACAACAGCAACAACAGCAAAGAUAUCAACACAGAAAUGUACAGUCCGAAGAAGAGUAUUCAGAAGUAGUUCGGCCGAAACAUGUGAAUGAAGAGAAUAAAACAUUCCCGAAUGAACUUUCAAAGGCACAAAUAAAUAAUGAAGAUGAUGAAGCGGUUGAAUAUAACAUCAAACAACAACAUUUAGAACGAAGUUACCAACAAAAGCAUCAACGUUUUCAAGACGAUUACAACAACGGCGAUGAUGAAGAUAAAAAGUUUGAGACAUACGCCAGAGAACAGAAAUUGAAACAACCUUUUCGUUAUUCGGAAUUUUUCGUUAACAAAGGCACAAACUACGAUAGAAACAGCGAAAGUUAUUACGCUUCCACACAAGCCAACACUGCCUCACUCUUCAAAAUUGGUCUUCCUAUUUGGCUGAGAGAAAAAAAUGGUGACCAACGAGAGGAUGAAAUUUCAGGAAAACCUAAAGUAACUUCUGCAGCCGGUGAAUGGAGUGUUGAGGAGAAUGAAAAAAGAGAUGGGCUUGGAACUUUUAAGCGGGCCACAAGCUUUAGCGACAAUGAUGAAGAUGAUGAAAAAAAUAAAAAUGUAAGUGAAAGUGAGGCAGAAAACGUCGAAAGUGAUGAGAAAAGUAACGAAGAUGAUGAAGAAGAAGAUGAUAACGAAGAUGAAGAUGAUGAUCUAGAGGCAGUUCUUGUUAGUUUUUACAUUUCAAUUUUUCGUUUUGUUAUAGUUCAAUUCUUAACUUUUAUGUACUCACAUUUGUUUCGUUCAUAUCAGACGGAACUAGGCAACCAGGAAACGAACCUUUUAAAGAGACACGAAGAUGAAAAGCAAGAGUUAGAACUGAAACAGCAACAGAGAUUGGAUGAAUAUUUGGAAAAUCUGGCGAAGUACAUUGACGAAGAGAAGUUAGACGCGCAAAAUGUUGACUCCCUCCUCGACAAAUCUGCACUGCAAACGAUGAUCGCACAACAACAAGCAGAAGAAUUGGAAGAACUAUCAAAGCAACAACUGCAAGAACUGACGGACUUUCAAGAUGAUAAGGAAACUUUUUUAAAGGAGUUUCAAUGUUACCAGCAAGAACGUUACAACAACAAGACGAAGAAGAGGAUCCAGAAGUAUGCAGAGAGACUGGUGGAGAACAUCGUGGUGUGUGUGGUCGAGGAGUUGACCAACUUCUGCGUCCUUGAAGAGCAAGGUCAGCUGUCACCCCAGGACUCUGAAGAUGAUGAAAAGGAGGAGGAAGAUGAUGAGGAGGAGGAGAAGGAAGAUGAAGAUGGUGCAAAUGUUUCAACGAAAGAAACGUUCAAUCAAUCGCAUGGACGACUGAGAAACGCGAAUAAAAUUAUGAAAAAAAUUCGUUUUGAUGACGAUUCCAACAACCCAGAAAUGAAUUCAGGAGGAGAGAAUAAUUACGAUUCUCUUGAAGAGAGGGAGAACCUUGAAGAUGCAGCUGCUGAUAUUGUUGCAUACGCCAUUUCGAACGCAUUGUUACAAUACGCUUCCAAUAAAGAUGAGCGUGAAGAAGAUGAAGAUGAAAAUAAAUUGACAGAUAAUUUGGACGAUUCUGAAUUAAAUUAUGAAUCGAAAGACGCGCCAGAAAAAUUUUUAGAAACAUCUAAUGAAGACGAGGAUGACGUUAAAAAUGUUGCAGCAGAUAUAGUGGAGAACAUACUGUCAGAUUCUCUGAAUGCACAGACCUCCACAGCCGACCAGCACGGAACCGAUGUUGAUCUUCCCACAGAUAUCCAUAGUGAAUUUGAUGGCAUUUCAAAAAAAUUUGAAACAAAUUCAGAAAGCGAGGAGAAUAAAUUUGAUGAAAUCAGCAGCAUACGAACCACAUUCGGAACGAGUGUCUCAACCGAAACAAGAACGAUGUACAAGAGAGGCACCAGUGAGUCAGCGAAACCACAAAGUUCGAUCAAUCUGAGAGAGCAGCAGUCUCAAUCAUUCGCGUCCGAUCAACAUCACAUCAAAGAAAAACCAAUGGAAAGAUGGAACAAUUUGGGGUCGAUGCAUGAUGAGAUGGAAACGAAAGAUUUUAUGCUGAGUUCUGCUGGCAGUCUCCUGGAUGAUGUUCAACAGGAUUUGGCAAAGUUCGGUCUAGGAGAGUCACGCGGGACCGUUCCAUCAACAUCCAUUGAAAGAACAUUAAGGAAAGAAGUUGUGGAAGACGAUGAAGGUGUGCUUGAUGUAAAGAUAGAAAGUAGUUCUUGCGAUCAGAGUGCUACUGCCGAGAAAAAUGAAGUAAGUUCAGUUGUUACUGAUGAAGAUUCCAACGAUUCCUCUUCUGCUGCCAACAGAUCCUCAACAAAUCGAAGGCAUCUGGCUGUCAAAAAAUCAUCACCAGACAACUUGGACGCAUAUCAGGAGAGCCAGCGAAGCAGUGCCAGCAUGUACAGUGACUACGAUAGGGCAGCAUCGAAAACUGAAUACCCCGACGACGAAAGUGACUUCAUAAAAACCCCGCCACGUCCAAAAUCCACUCCUGUUGCCUCGCCUGCAGCUGCAGCAGCCGCGUCUGUAACUCCACGUGUGAUCAACGAUGACGACAGCGACGAUUCGUUGGGCAAGAGCCACAAGCCGACGACAAACAGCACGAUGGAACGCAUGUUUUCAAGCAAGAUGGCCAUCGCUGGAGAGGUCUUGUUUGGUCUGGUGUACGAUACACGAGCCAGAGCCCUCGAGAUUCACGUCCAUCAGUGCAGAGAUAUCGCCGGCAUUGGAUUCGGCAAGACAAACCCGUACAUAAAGACCUACCUGAUGCCAGAUAAGACGAGGAAGGGCAAGAGGAAGACAACGGCGAAACGAAACACGGAGAACCCUGUUUAUAACGAAGUUCUGAAGUCAUCUGAACAUUUCAAUACUGAUGAAUUGCUCUCCGGAGCAAACAGCAUGUUCAACACUUAUUUAUGCAGACAGUAUGAUGCAUUCACUCUACAACUUGCACAUUACUCAAAUAUCAAACAAAACAGCGUCGUUAAUAUUUGCCAACAAGAUUACACCUUCAUACUCGUUGGAACCAGAAAAAAAACUUACAAAAUACCGAUAACCGAGUUGAAGCACCGAAUCUUGUGCCUGACGGUUUGGCACAACUCUUUCGGUAAGAACGAUUUUCUGGGUGAGGUGAUUCUGCCCCUGGAGAACGUAGAGUUGGACGAUGCAGACGGCCAGUGGUACCACCUACAGCAGGGAGUUGGCGCCCAGAGAUGGAAGUCCAUCCUGGAUUUGAACCACGAGAGCAAGAUCGAACUUUCUCUCAGCUUCUCGGCGUCGAGCAGCAGCAACCACACGCAACCGAACUCUAACGUCAUCGGAGAUCUGAAAGUCAACGUCAUCCAGGCAAGAUCUCUCACGUCAUUCAGGGAAGAUGGACUGUGCGACGCUUUUGUUAAAUGCGUCCUUCACCCCCCCGGCCUUCCAGAGAUGAAGAAGAAAUCGAGCAUCAUCAAAUCUUCGUGCAACCCGGUCUGGAACGAGCAUUUUACCUUCUCGAAGAUACGGGCUGACCUACUGAAGCACAGCAGACUGGAGAUCACAAUUUGGAAUCACGAGAAAUUUUUCACAAAUGACUUCUUGGGGGGCAUCAAACUUCAGCAAGGCAGCGAUCAUAGCAACCCGGAAACGGAAAUGUGGGAGAAGAUGUUGACGUCAUCGCCCGAUCAACCCGUCACUAUGUCCUUACCUCUUAGAUCAACCAUGGAUGAUGUAUUACUCAAUUCCUGAUCCUCCCAACCCACAAACCCACACACACACACUACAAACACAAUGUGACUUAAUUUUGAUAAACAUAUAUAUUUUCUAUGAUUUUCUUAAUACCUGGCUGAUUCCAACAUUGAUCCUUAUAUAUAUAUACUGUCAUAACAUCAUUAAUCAAUUAAUAUUUUCCAUAAUUCUCAGCAAUUUUUACUCAAAUUUAUUCUAAAUUAAAAAAAAUUAAAAUUCUUUAAUGGCGAAUGGUGCAACCAGCAAAUGAUUUCAUGUCAUUUUAAACUCCAAUUAAUCAAAUUAACAAAGAAAAUGUUCUUUUUUCGUUAUUUAUACUUUAAUAUUUCAUAUAUCAGAUGCAAUAUAUUAUUUAGUGUACUUACUAGUUGUUGCUAAUUAUAUGUUUUACAAACUUACCGAAAAUAUUUAUUUAUUUAUCUAUUCGUUCGUUCGUUCAUUCAUUCAUUCAUUCUUUAAUUCAUUUAAUUAUUAACUCAUUUUAAAAGUAGUUACUAAUAUGUUGUUGCUCGUCUAACCAACUAACACAAAAAUAAUUACAUUGGUUGGUGCCUCGUUCCAAUCAGUUUAUUGUUUCAUUUCUUCGUCUUAAAUUAACAUCAAUCAAUCAAUCAGUCAAUCAAUCAAUUAAUCAAACAAUCAAUCAACGUUUCAUUCCUUUAUUUUUUAAUUAUAUUAAUCAGUCAAUCGAUCGAUUCGCUUUUUUGCAUUUUACCAGUCAAGCAAUGAAAGAAAAAUUCAACCAACCAACCAACCAUCCAUCCAACCAACCAACCAACCAACCAACCAUCCAUCCAACCAACCAACCAACCAUCCAUCCAACCAACCAACCAAUCAAAUGCUGAAAUAAUGAGAUUUAAGGUUUUAUUAUCGUCAUCGUCGUCAUCAUUUUUAAAUAAUCUGCAAUAAAACUUCAUUUAUUUAAUCAAUUAUUCAUUCAUUCAUUCAUUCAUUCAUUCAUUCAUCCAUUCAUUCAUUCAUUCAUCCAUUCAUUCAUCCAUUCAUUCACUCCAGUAAUGAUUUGAUUGACUAUUAAAUUUAACGAUUUAAUAAAU